This is a messenger RNA of Cryptococcus wingfieldii CBS 7118, 2217 nucleotides long. RefSeq lists its product as hypothetical. Bases 1 to 2217 code for a protein of 738 amino acids. NCBI's taxonomy places the organism in Eukaryota, Fungi, Basidiomycota, Tremellomycetes, Tremellales, Cryptococcaceae. Gene Ontology annotation, molecular function: transmembrane transporter activity. Gene Ontology annotation, cellular component: plasma membrane. The record is from RefSeq and is a predicted model, not a curated record. Gene Ontology annotation, biological process: transmembrane transport. The transcript has 6 exons.
AUGUACGCGAGCAACUUUCUCGCCAACAAACUCGGAGACCGCGGGCACGGUGUCCAGGGUAGCCAGAUCUUCCGCCCCCAAACCCCGCCUUCACCCACGCACGACCCCUUCAUCCCGUCGCCUUCUAUCAGCUCUUCCAACCCCCACCUUGCAGGUUCCCGCUCGCCCUCGCAAUCGGGGAUGAGGACUCCGCCGUUCCCCGGUCCCGGGAUUGAAGGGAUACCGGAUAUGGACAAUGCCAUGGGGUCGAGCAGUGUUGGUGUAGGCGUGCUGUUUGCCGGUCCUGAUGAUGAUCAUCCGCAGCCUCAAGAGAGCCUGUCGCGUAGUGCAAACGAUGGAAAAGGGCGGUCAAGGAUACCAAACCCUUACGAGUCGUCCUCUGAGGACAGCGACGACGACCGGGACGAAGCGGAAAUGGACUUGGACCAAGUCGAAACCGUCCGACGUUCCCUCCUGCGCCCCCACCCCGAGCAACAACAGCGCCAACCGCUAUCGGAACGCGCCAAGAAGGGCUGGCUAGCGCAUCAGAGCGUCUUUCCGCCUUCGUCAUCAUCCAGCGAUGACGAGAGUGAUAAGGAGACUGAAUCAGAGUCGGACUUUGAGGGAUCGACGAUCCUGGGUAGCGGGAGGAAGGGCAGGCGCCAAAGUGAAAUCGACUCCAACAUGUAUGACACCGGGACCAUGCCCGCGGCGUACAAUGUACACACAAAUAUGGAGGAGCCGCUACUCGGGGCCGAGGACGGGGAUAGACUCGAUAGGGUACCUGUCAGGCUGCAAGUAUACCAUGGACGAUUUGGCCACUGGGAUAGGGAAGGCCUACGCAAGUACAAGGACUCUGGUUUCCUUGCCUUCUGGUUAUCAUCACUAUUGGGCAUACUGAUAGGGCUGUUGUUUGUCUGGGGAUCUACAGAUCCGCCUCCGGACGCUCCCAGUUCUGCCCCCUCCAUCAUCCCCCUGCUCCCGCUCCUUCUCAUGCUUCUGAUCCCUCCCCUAGUCCUCCCACCCGCUUUCCUUUUCUUGUUGCAAAAGACUGUCCGCCCAGUCUUGAUCGCCACAGCCGGCGCCAUCCCAUUCUCUCUAUUCAUCUGCGGCUGGUGGGCUAUCGGUGCGAGUUUUGAAACCCAAGGCUUGGACGGCAAGGAAAAGAGCGAGCAGUGGUGGGGCACGACUGCUCUGCGGAUUGGAGCGGUGUUGCUGUGGGCAUUGGCAGCAUGGUUUGGAAGAUUGAUGUGGCUCAGAAGACGGAGACUCGAUCGAACGGCAUCCGUCGUCGAGCUGUCUACCAAACUCCUCCUGAACCACCCCCCGCUCUUGAUCCUCACACCCCUCCUUCUGGGCGUGUUUGCGAUCGCUUCCAUCCCUUUCCUCACCCUCCUGAUCCGUCUCGGAAUGAUUGGCUACUGGCGCCACCCACGCGAAAACACCUGGGUCUUUCACAUUCGCCCAUACGCCGGGUGGCUCAUCUUUUUGGUCACGUUGAUCUGGGUGUGGACAUGGGGUGUGAUCCGUGGUGUAGGAAGAGUGGCUGUGGCAGGUGUCAUUGGAGAGUGGUAUUUCCACCGCGAAGACCAUCGUCGACAAGAUAUCAUUCAAGUCACCACCGCGGCCGUACACCGCGCCACCGGUACAUCCCUGGGAUCUAUCUGUCUCGGUGCUGGUAUCAUUGCAGUGGUCCGUACCGUCGGCAGCGCCGCCGCCUCCCUCAAGCAAUUUACCUCUCCCCGAAACCCCAAACUCCCCUCCUUCCUCACCUUCCUCCACCACCUAUCCCCCGUCCUGACUGUAAUCGCCGGCGUCCUCGACCAGCUCAACGGCUACGCUCUAGUAUACGUCGGCAUCACCGGCGACGCCUUCUGGCCUUCCGCCCGACGUUCCGUCUCUCUCGCAGGAAGACGCAAAGCCGGGCAUCUACUGGAUUAUACACUCAUCAAGCUGCUGUUGACGCUGAGCAGCACGGCGAUGGGGUUGAUGACGGCGACGGCUGGGUAUUUGUACAUGACGCAUACGUUGGGGAACCCGGGGUAUGCGCCGGUGGCGGGGUUGGUUUGUGGGGGGGUACCGUUUUUGGCGGUAAGGGCUGGGGCGGGCGUCUUGACUGAUGCGGCGGAUGCGUUGUUUGUUUGUUAUCAGAUUGACAGAGAGCUUGGAGGACAGCAUAGUGAAGAGGCGAAGGGUGCUUUUGUUGGAGAAACCCCUAGCGGUGCCAACGCCGUGUAA